CAAAACGCGUUAGUGCAUUUUCCCGAGAUGCUGAGAUAAAUAGAAAUUAAUUGCGGAAAAGCGAUUUUCUUUUGUUUACCACCAUGGCCACCUAUUCCAAUCAGCACUGGCUGCUCUCCCACAUCCGCAACUCCUUCAUCUCCACGGACGACAGCGGGAUGUGCGAAACGGUGAUGUUGAGCGAUGACAUGCCCAAGCACUAUUUGCGCAAAUUUGGGAACUCGGGCGCUGGAGGAGAUCACUACCAUUGGAGGAAGUCACACAAGCCACCGCCCACGGGGGGCGGGGCGACGCCCGAGCGCAACACUCGUCAUCCGGAUGCUCCGCUCCAGGAUGUGGACUUUAUCUGCUAUCCGGGACUGGACCUCAGCGACGACGAGGAGGACAUGUCCACGCACUCCUUCGACAUUCAGAUGUACCCGGAGGUCGGAGCCCACCGCUUCCGCUCCAACACUGCCCAAAAACUGGAGAAACUGGACAUUGCCAAGCGGAGGGCAGCGCGCAUUAAGAGUAUCAACUACCAAGAGGAAGUGCAGCCUCCCGACAGCGAGGAUUUCUUCAGGCGUAAGGAGCUGCCCGUCACCAAGACAGAGCCUGCAAAGAAACCACCCAAAAGCAACGAGGACGAGCUGUCGGAUGAGGGUGUCCACAGCCAGCUCACCGAACAGCUGGCCAAGAGUCCCAUGCAAACCCAGAAUCGAUUUAUAGAGUUCGCCCGCUUCGACGGCACCUCCCAAGUGGGCAUGCAAACAAAAAGAAUCAACGUGUAUCUGAAUAUGCUUCCCGAACCGGAUCGCAACUAUCCGUUGAAGAUCUGUGUCCUAGCCACUGCCAAAAUCCAGGAGGUCAUAGGUUACGUCUGCUAUAAGACCUCCUUACAGUAUCCCGAGGUUCCUUUAAAGUCCCUGCAGCAUUACGCCUUGUACAUGACAGAGGACAAUGAUGACAUGGAGGACUUCCCGCCUUUGGACAACCGCGAACCCUGCUCCAAGUUUGGUUUCUCCCAUCUCACACUCGCCGAACGUCGGCCUUUGGCUCCGGUGACCCGAGUAGACUACCACGGCCAGCUGGGUACCAAAUCCAUGACUUCCGAGGAGGCGGCGGAGAAGCAAGCUGUGGGCGAAGCGGUUUGUUUGGCUAUGCGAAAUACGAAUCUAAACGGACAAACGAACGAUCCAGGCGGAGCAGGAGCAAAAGACAGUUCACAUGACAAUGUAACGGAGUACGAGAAGCGCCUGCUGAACCACAAUGACAUGCUGGAAGCUCCCAUGCACCGGACUUAUCGCGUAAACAUUAUAGACAAGAGGUUCUUUAAAUCCGAUGUGACCCUGGGCAUCUCCGGCGAGAGAAUAGAAAUCGAUCAAUACAAAAACGCCAAAUUCUGGCCGCAGAAAAAACCCGUAUCCACUCCCAUCGACUUUGUGGCCCACUGCGAAAUUGUGGAGCGACGCCAGUUAAAGGCUCUGCUGCGCAUCUGGAUGAAGUCCAACUCCUCGUCGCCUUCCUUCUCCACCGGCUGCACUUCGGCGCCGAUCAAUGCCAGCGUUACCACUCUGAAUAUGGGAAGCGCUAGCACGGGGAUCGCCCACUCACCCAAUAGUCCUGGUCACUCUUCCGGCCUCUUCUCGAGCAGCAAUAUUCGGUUUAAGCACUACGACUUCGACACGGACAUCCACAUAGCCCAGCAGAUCCAAAACAAGCUGAACUGCAUCCUGGAGAUGCGAUGUAGCGAUUUGAGGCGCGAUUUCCUGUUGCAACGCGGACGAAAGUUGGAGAAGCGGCAGCUAAAGUUGUAGUAUUUAUUCCUAUGGCGGCGGCUGCUGCUCGUGUGCCUAGCAGGCGGGCUACUGCCACUGCCGCUGCCACGUCCCCGCCUACGCCUCCGCCUCCUGUUCGAUAAGUUGUAUUAGUUGCUAACUAAAGAUUGUGUUACACAUGUUUGCCUAGCCCGUAAGUAUUUAUUGAACUCACCUAACUUCGAAGCCUGGUCCUGAAAAUAAAAAUGAAAACCUCUUUAAAA
Molecule: messenger RNA, 2020 nt
Organism: Drosophila subpulchrella
Lineage: Eukaryota; Metazoa; Arthropoda; Insecta; Diptera; Drosophilidae
Gene: Sin1
Product: stress-activated map kinase-interacting protein 1
Exons: 1
Coding region: 84-1796 (570 amino acids)
Biological process (GO): TORC2 signaling
Cellular component (GO): plasma membrane; cytoplasm; TORC2 complex
Molecular function (GO): phosphatidylinositol-4,5-bisphosphate binding
Source: RefSeq, a predicted model, not a curated record